AUGACUCUAUCAAAGCAACUUUCGGCUUAUCGUCAAGCAUUCAAAGAUGGUUCAUUUGUCGCAUGUCCUACAGUCGAUUUAACUGGUCUAUAUGGUCGUAUUACUAAAGGGAAUGUAUUCGAACACUUUCAACAACUGUCGGAUGAUACAUCAAAACGUUUAUCAUGGGUAUUCGAUUCAGAUACACUUCGUACACUUGUUGGUAUGCCAUCUAUGGAUAUUUUACAUUAUAUUGGAAAUACAGAUGAAUGGAUUCAACAACAAUUACGUAAGGGAAAAAAAUUUAAAUUAAUCGUAUUUGGUGGAGAAGAUGUUGUUAAACUGGCCACAUGGGAUAAUAUUGUAGAAUUGAUGAAACACGCGUAUCCGGAGAUAAAUGACUGUUUAUGGGAAAAAUAUAGAGAUGAAUUAAGUCAAUUAUCAUUCGAACAAAUUAAUUCAAUGAUGGUUAAAGAACAGGAUAUUGUUCAAAGUUAUUAUAAAGGUCGAGAUUAUAAACAUUAUAUAACCGUUGAAAGAUUCAAUGCUAUUCAAAAUCCAACGUUAGGUCAUUUACGAGCAUUAUUAUAUCAUCAUAUUGGUUUAAAUGAAUUAUUUACUGGUACUGGUUAUACAAUGCGACAUGAGGGAACAAUAACGGGAAAAGAAUAUUUGGUAACGAAUAAACCACUUAAAGAAUUAGAUGAAUAUUUGCUAUUAGACAUUGAUUUAACAUCAUCAGAACACGAUGAUAAAAGAGAUUUAUUGAAAUAA
Molecule: messenger RNA, 753 nt
Organism: Didymodactylos carnosus
Lineage: Eukaryota; Metazoa; Rotifera; Eurotatoria; Philodinida; Philodinidae
Source: the annotation of a GenBank genome assembly